AUGAAUCCUUGGGAAUCAUGCGCACUAGAGUACCGAUUCACACAGAACGGCACGUCGACAGAGGCUCAAGUCGCACAAUGCACUGAAAAAUCCACCACUUCGGAUCCUCUGAUCUAUCCCGGGCUCUAUGCCCCGAGCGGGCUGGACGUCAUGACAGUCCUGUUCCGCAUCUUCGCCAGGCCCAACCCACAGAUCGACCUGGGCCCCAUCGACUGCUCCGUCGCGCUCCUCGUCUGCGACUUGGCACUGCCCGACGCCCCCAUCGUCUACGCCUCAGAUCCCUUCAUGGAGAUGACGGGCUACCGGAUGAACGACAUCAGGGGCAAGAACUGCCGCUUCCUGCAGGCACCUGGGGGGAACGUCAAGCCACGCUCAGCCCGCAAAUACGUCGACCACAGGACGAUCAAGGAGAUGCGCGAGGCCGUCAAGACCAACAAGGAGCACCAGACUGAGAUCACGAACUUCAAGAAGGACGGCAGACCAUUCGUCAACAUCCUCACCAUCAUCCCGAUACAAUGGGACACCCAAGAGUUCCGAUACUCGGUUGGGUUCCAGCAUCAGAAGGAAUAA
This is a messenger RNA of Diaporthe citri, 570 nucleotides long. RefSeq lists its product as uncharacterized. The coding region runs from base 1 to 570 and encodes 189 amino acids. Gene Ontology annotation, cellular component: nucleus. The record is from RefSeq and is a predicted model, not a curated record. The transcript is spliced from 2 exons. Lineage: Eukaryota; Fungi; Ascomycota; Sordariomycetes; Diaporthales; Diaporthaceae.